UCGUAAGCAAUGGAACGCUAUUCGAACUCCAAGAAGCUGAUGAUGUUCCGCACUCCCAACGAGGAGGCGGCCAAGAAUCAGAUCUACAUCUUCAACUCGCCGAUUGACUACAAGGACCAGCAGCUGAUUGUCUACCAAAAGCCGAGCAUCCUGGCAGGAGACAAGGACUACGGCUACUGUGUGGUCUACAAAAGGGAUCACUAUGUGCUGAACAACCCACCGAACUUCAAGAGUCCCACGAAGCGGAGUUUCCUCAACGAGUGCAUCCGCCAGUUGUAUCUGAUGUGCGGCAUGGGACACAAGAUGUACUGGCGCACCACCAGUGCCAUGGCAUUGAGUACUCCCGGCGAAGUGUGGCACCAGGUGAACAGCUGCCUGCUGCCCGAGAGACUUACCCCACAGAAGGAGAGCCUUAAGCGAGUGAAGAGGCAGCUCUUCCGGGAGCCACGAGCAGAUCGCAAGAACAAGAAACCCGUGAGGGGCAAGGUGUGGGGCACCCAGGUGUUCUGCUUCAAGUCGAUGCGGGAGAAGAUUGGAAGGAAGUACAUCCGCAGGGGCUACCUAACGAUCGCCCGGCGGGAAUGCCUCCAGGAGAUGAUCCGCGAGCACCUGGCGCGCCAAAUGGCCUGCACCCCGGCCGCUUGCCGCACGGUCAUCAGUGCCUCCGACGGGAUCUUCAACUCGAAUGCCGCUGUGAUCGGCGACAUCUGCAGCUACCACAACAAUGCGGCACGUCAUCAGAGCGCCGUGGAGCGAAGACUCACUGCCGGAGAAGCCAAGCUGCGGAACACCGAGGGCUGCCGACUGACCUCGAGGGCCAAGCGGCUGGAGGCCAUGUUCAUCCACGAACAGGUGCGUCGGGCCAUUCAGAACCACCAGCUCAUCCUCGAGGAGUCGGUGCGGUCCAUCUACUACGCUAAGGAGCUCUUCCGCCUCAUCGAGGACCACGAGGAGUUCGUCUACACGGACAACAAGAUCCUCGGCAAGAUUUGAGUGACCGGCAUAGCCACUUCUAUUCUACACUGAUUCCUUUAAAUGUACGCGUAUUUGUAAUUAU
This is a messenger RNA of Drosophila ficusphila, 1057 nucleotides long. RefSeq lists its product as uncharacterized. The record is from RefSeq and is a predicted model, not a curated record. The transcript has a single exon. The coding region runs from base 10 to 993 and encodes 327 amino acids. NCBI's taxonomy places the organism in Eukaryota, Metazoa, Arthropoda, Insecta, Diptera, Drosophilidae.